AUGGGGAACAUGGACGGGAAAACCGUGGAGGAGCUCAGCACCACCGAGUGCCACCAGUGGUAUAAGAAGUUCAUGACAGAGUGUCCUUCUGGCCAGCUCACCCUCUACGAGUUCAAACAGUUUUUUGGCUUGAAAAACCUGAGUCCUUCAGCGAACAAAUACGUUGAGCAAAUGUUUGAGACGUUUGACUUCAAUAAGGAUGGCUACAUAGAUUUUAUGGAAUAUGUGGCAGCUCUGAGCCUGGUCCUGAAAGGGAAGGUGGACCAGAAGCUUCGGUGGUACUUCAAGCUCUAUGAUGUGGAUGGGAACGGCUGCAUUGACCGGGGAGAGCUGCUGAACAUCAUCAAAGCCAUUCGAGCCAUCAACCGCUGCAACGAAACGAUGUCGGCUGAGGAGUUCACAGACAUGGUGUUCGACAAAAUCGACAUAAAUGGAGAUGGUGAGCUGUCCCUGGAAGAGUUCAUGGAGGGCGUGCAGAAGGAUGAAAUGCUGCUGGACAUCCUCACCCGCAGCCUGGACCUGACACACAUCGUCCGGUUGAUCCAGAACGACGGGAAGAACCCGCACGAGCUGGAGGAGGCAGCGGCUGACAAGUAACCCCCUGGGACGCUCUCCCUGCGCCUCCACUUUUCCCCCCUUGCAUUAUUAACUCGU
Pipra filicauda (Wire-tailed manakin) is the source of this 654-nucleotide messenger RNA. RefSeq names its product guanylyl cyclase-activating protein 1. Gene Ontology annotation, cellular component: cone photoreceptor outer segment; photoreceptor inner segment. The record is from RefSeq and is a predicted model, not a curated record. NCBI's taxonomy places the organism in Eukaryota, Metazoa, Chordata, Aves, Passeriformes, Pipridae. The coding region runs from base 1 to 597 and encodes 198 amino acids. Gene Ontology annotation, molecular function: calcium ion binding; calcium sensitive guanylate cyclase activator activity. The transcript is spliced from 4 exons. Gene Ontology annotation, biological process: positive regulation of guanylate cyclase activity; visual perception.